AUGUCCUCUAAUACGAGACCCGCAACGCUGAACUCGAAGAAUACUCCCAAUAGAGCAAGAUCGAGUUCGGUAGUAACUAAUUGGAAAAAGCAAAAAUACAAGCGGUAUCGACCUCAUUUUCUACAACAAACGUCAAACCGUCUGGUUCCAUUACCAUCAGUGGAGUGUUUUCAACUCGACUACAUUUUGAACAAUGUACUUUCUCAAGAGUCAGAUCAGGUCAUCAACGACCUACUAAAUGUCACUAUAAACUUUCAGCAAGAUUUAAGGAAAGAAAUAAAAACCAAACUAUCAACUGAGCAGAAGAUUCAGCUCAAGAAUAUCACAAUAUGCAAGGAGGCUAAUAGCAUAAAUCAGAUUAUUCAUCAACGGAGGAAGAAAUUGAAGAAAGUGUUGACUUCCUCAAGUUUUGGUAUAGUUAAUGAUACAGGUGAAUAUGACGAAGGGGAGGUUAAUCACCUCUUGAAGAAAAGUAUAGAGGUUAGUGAUCGAGUCAAGAGCUCAAUUUCCAAGAUACGUGAUAUGGAGGAGAGACACAGACCAGGUCGUGAAAGUCUAGUGAGCAUCAAGAGAGAAAAGUACCCCAAUUUGUACAAUCUUUUGAGUAAACAGAGAAAAGAAGUGGAGAAUGACGGCAAUGUGGAAAAUGACGGCGUUAUCGAUAAACACCUGGAAGUCACCAAGAAUCCUGAAAACGGUGCCAAGACAUUGGAUGCGUAUGUUUCCGUGCAAGAGUCUCAAAGUGAGCAGAAGCAUGGUGGUACACAGGUGGAGGAGUCGCCUUUCCUUGUCAAGAAAGAAGAUGACAUACGGAAACGCCCCAAUCCAAGUACGGAUACCCCCGCAUCCCCCAAAGAUGAGAUAAUGGAUCCGUCCGAGUUCGAGCUAUUCAUGUCAAAUAGUAUAGUCAAGUACAGAGAACAACAAAACAAAAGCAUAAAAACCAUACAUACUAAAGGUGCUAGUAUAAACUCAUCACCAACGAAUUACAAAUCAGGUGGGAAUCCAUUGAAUCUUCUAUAUUCUCAACUAAUAUCCAAUCCAAAAUAUCUAGAUCAACACCAUUGUGAACAAAGUGCAUCAAAUUAUCCAUUCUCAUCAAUAUUAUCUAUGAAGUCAGCAGCAACGAUCAAAUCAACUCAGCAAAGUUCACAUUUCAAAAAAUUGAGAAUCAAUGGAAGCCCUCUAACAUCUGAACACUUUCGACGAGAAAGAGAAAAACUACAGCGCAGUGGAGAAUCCGAAGAGGAUAAAACUGCCCAAAUGUUGAAUGGUUUGACCCUCGAUCAAAAUGAUGAUGUUGAAGCUACUGACGAAAGUGAGGAUGUUUGGAACUCCUCAGGCAUGAAUACAGAAGACGAUGAGGAGCUGGAAUAUGGCGAAGAUGGUAAGAGUAGUCGGUUCACCACUGAAGGUGACGCAACAAAUUCAAAUGAUACCUCGUCGCUCUCAUCGUCAGAGCUAGAUUCUUCCGAUUCGGACUCCUUUGGUGAUUUAAUGAAUCUCCAACUCGCAUCCAACAGGUUCUAUGCGAAUUUGAGGAAGGAUGUGAAACAGAGGCGACGCAAUCAAAAGACCAAAAAGCCAGCGAACCAAAAGAAAUACAGAAUACAAGUUAAAGAAAUGUCGCCCACGCCAAAGCACCAGCCAUCGCAUCAUAUACUAAAACCAAAGAGCUCGAUUUUGAAAACGAAACCAACUUCUCCAAUCAAACAACGAUCGUGUUUGCAAGGUCCGAAUCUGGCUGUAACCAAUGAUUAUGACCAUGAAGUAAGUGCACUUUCCGAAGUGAACAAUGCAUAUGGAUCGAAAACUGACAAUUAUACAAGCUCUUACAAUGCAUGUGGGACCAUUGUUUUGAACCACGAUAGUAAUAGAGCACAUGGUGACCACAGUCUGAUCGGUGAUGGUGGUGUCGUAUCUGAUGGGGAGGGCAGUCCCCGCUCAAUAUCAAUUUUGAAAAGCUUUAUGCAGUAG
This is a messenger RNA of Lodderomyces theae, 1977 nucleotides long. RefSeq lists its product as uncharacterized. The transcript has a single exon. The record is from RefSeq and is a predicted model, not a curated record. Lineage: Eukaryota; Fungi; Ascomycota; Pichiomycetes; Serinales; Debaryomycetaceae. The coding region runs from base 1 to 1977 and encodes 658 amino acids.